AUGGUGAUGAAUACACGAGCUGGUCAUGCGAGGGAUGUUGAGCCCGAGCCUGUUGUUAUGGCCGGCACUCGAGGUAGAGGUCGAGGACGGGCUAGAGGUCGUGGCCGGGCCAGAGGUCGCGGUGCUGCACCAGCCAGGGACAGGGCUCCUGCAGCUGGACAGAGACGGGCGCCCUCGCUAUCUCCUGAGCGUGAGCCCGAGGUUGAGGAGCAAGAUAGGGGAGGUUCGGGGCCAGCCCAGACCCACCCCGAGUAUAUGUCAGACCCAGCGGUUCAGGAUACGUUGGCCCGUAUUCUUCUUCAUUUGGAGGGCCAGCGGACUGCUGGGGGUGCUGGUACUGGAGGUUCUCACACUCAGGCUGGUCGGCACACUCCGGAGCAGGGACAAACUCAUGGGAUGCAGCCUGCCGCUGCUAUGGCCCCGCGUAUGGAUGGAUUUCGUGCCCCCGAGGGCAUUCCUAGGCCAGUUGCUUUACAGACAUUGACUCAUCGUGAUCAGGAGCUCAUUUGGAGGUUCCUGAAGAUGGAGCCGCCCAGGUUUCACGGCGCUCGGGAUGAGGAUGCAUACGAGUUUAUUGUAGAUAUGCAUGAACGUCUAUACCAGAUGGGUAUUGUGGAGACCCAUGGAGUUGACUACACUACUUUCCAGCUUCGCGACGGUGCGAAGACUUGGUGGAGGUAUUAUGUGGAGAGUAGGCCAGUUGGUUCGCCUCCUCUCACUUGGGCUCAGUUUCAUCAGGUUUUUCUUGACAAGUAUGUACCUCGCCCCUUAAGAGAGCAGCGUAAGGAGGAGUUUACUCGCCUCCAGCAGAGGGGGAUGUCUGUAGCCGAGUAUGAGGCUAGGUUUCUGUUUUUAGCGAGGUAUGCUACCCAUAUGAUUCCGACGGAUGAGGAGAGGGUCCGUAGAUUUGUGAAUGGACUCUCUCCUGAUAUUCAUGUUCACUGUCUUCAGCAUGUGACUCCUGAGGCUUCUUGGCAGAAGGUUGUUGAUCAUGCCAUUAGUAUUGAGGCUGCCCAGGUCCGAGCUCAGGGAGGAUCGAGUGAGAAGAAAGCUCGUUAUCAGGGUCAGUAUAGUGGCUCUUCUAGUUACCGUGGUGGUGGUCAUUCUUUGAGGUCCUAUCAUUCGGUCCCCAAUCGUCCGGUGCAGUCAUCUUUGCAGACUUCUUCUAGUGGUCAUCCCAGGCAGGGUGGAUACGGGGCUGGCCAGUCUCAGGGAGGUUCAUUUUCUAGGUCAGCUGCCCGUGAGAGCCCUUCCGGAUCUUCAGCCUCCAUUCAUCAGUCUUCCGAGCCUAGGGUUUGCUGGGGUUGUGGCGAUUCGGGGCACAUUUCUAGAUUUUGCCCUCGUGCUAGACAGAGUGGGGCUCAGCAGGGUUCCAGGUUUCAGGCUCCGAGGACUCCGGCGUCUACUGGUACCCGGGGUGGUUCCUCAGGGAGGGGCGGCGCUCAGUCAGGUCGCGGUGGUUUUCAGUCAUCGAGAGGAGGACACCAGUCCGGGAGAGGUGGUACUCAUGGCUCCAGAGGUGGGGCACAGUCUGUUCAGAGCGGUCGGGGUGGCGCACAAUGUUAUGCUUUUCCGGGUAGACCAGAAGCAGAGGCUUCAGAUGCUGUGAUCUCAGGUACUAUUUCUGUUCGUCGUCGGCCGGCUUCGGUUUUAUUUGAUCCAGGGUCUACUUAUUCAUAUGUGUCUACUUAUCACUCUGUGGGUUGGGAUUUGACUUGUGAGUAUCUUGACCUGCCUAUAUAUGUGUCUACUCCGGUUGGAGAUUCUGUGAUGGUUGAUAGAGUCUAUCGAAAUUGUCUAGUUACUUUCAUGGGGUAUGACACCUGGGUAGAUUUGAUGAUCCUGGACAUGUUAGACUUUGACAUUAUAUUAGGAAUGACUUGGUUAUCUCCAUAUCACGCCAUCUUGGACUGUCAUGCCAAGACUGUUACGUUGGCCAUGCCCGGGAUUCCUAGAUUAGAGUGGAGGGGUACUCCUAGCCCUGCCCCGAGAAAGAUUAUUUCCUACCUUCGUGCGAAGAAGCUAGUGGAUAAGGGUUGCUUAGCUUACUUAGCGCAUGUUUGUGAUACUAGUGCAGAUUCCCCAUCUCUUGAGUCCGUGCCAGUGGUUUGUGAGUUUGCGGAGGUGUUUCCUGCCGAUUUGCCAGGUAUGCCGCCUGAUCGUGAUAUCGAUUUUUGUAUAGAUGUGGAGCCUGUUAGCAACAAGUACCCUAUUCCUCGCAUCGAUGAUCUAUUUGACCAGGUUCAGGGUGCUUCUGUGUUUUCAAAGAUUGACUUGAGAUCGGGCUACCAUCAGUUGAAGAUUCGGGCCGAAGAUAUUCCUAAGACAGCCUUUAGAACUCGUUAUGGUCACUACGAGUUCCUUGUGAUGUCUUUCGGGCUUACGAAUGCCCCGGCAGCUUUUAUGACUUUGAUGAAUGGCAUUUUUAAGCCAUACUUAGACUCCUUCGUUAUUGUCUUCAUUGAUGACAUUCUGGUGUACUCAAAGAGCCGGGCACCUAUGACAAGAUUGACUCAGAAGGAUGUUCCCUUCCAGUGGUCUGAUGGUUGCGAUGAGAGCUUUCAAAAGCUCAAAGAUUUGCUGACUGCAGCUCCGAUUUUGGCACUGCCCGUAGAGGGCAAGGACUACUCUGUUUAUUGUGAUGCAUCCCGUAUUGGUUUGGGUGCUGUGUUGAUGCAGGAGGGUAAGGUCAUUGCCUAUGCCUCGAGACAGUUGAAGGUUCAUGAGAGAAACUACCCUACGCAUGAUUUAGAGUUGUUGGCACAUGUGUUUACUCAGAGAGAUCUAAAUUCUAGGCAGCGUAGAUGGAUGGAGCUCCUAAAGGAUUAUGAUAUUACCAUACUUUACCAUCCGGGUAAGGCGAAUGUGGUGGCAGAUGCCUUGAGUCGCAAGGCGGUGAGUAUGGGUAGCUUGGCGAGACUUGCGGUGUCUGAGCGUCCCUUAGCCAUGGAAGUUCAGACUCUGGCUAACCGUCUUGUCCGAUUGGAUCUUUCACAUUCGGGUCGGGUAUUUGCUUGUCUUGAGGCGAGGUCUUCUCUCUUGGAGGAGAUUAGGACUAGACAGUUUGAGGACCCUCAGUUAUGUAAGAUUCGUGAUAAGGUGUUACGAGGUGAGGCCAAGGAGGCUGUGCUUGAUAGUGAAGGAGUUAAGUAUGAGCACCAGAGACCUGGUGGCGUGCUUCAGAGGAUGCCCAUUCCCGAGUGGAAGUGGGAGAGGAUAGCCAUGGACUUUGUUGUGGGUCUUCCUAAGACCUUAGGCAAGUUUGACUCCGUAUGUGUUAUUGUGGAUAGGCUGACUAAGUCGGCGCAUUUCAUCCCGGUUCAGAUUACUUAUAAUGCGGAGAGGUUGGCCAAGAUCUAUAUUCGUGAGAUAGUGCGGUUGCACGGGGUUCCCAUUUCCAUUAUCUCUGAUCGAGGCACUCAGUUUACUUCCCAUUUCUGGAAAACAUUACAGGCAGAAUUGGGUACUCAGUUGGAUCUUAGUACCGCAUUUCACCCCCAGACUGACGGGCAGUCCGAAAGGACUAUCCAGGUGCUCGAGGACAUGUUGAGAGCUUGUGUUAUCGAUUUUGGUGGUCAUUGGGACCAAUUUUUGCCUUUGGCUGAGUUCGCAUACAACAACAGUUACCAUUCCAGUAUCGACAUGGCUCCGUUUGAGGCUUUGUAUGGGAGAAGGUGUCGUUCUCCUAUCGGGUGGUUUGAUGCUUUUGAGGUUCGACCAUGGGGUACAGAUUUGUUGAGAGAAUCAUUGGAUAAAGUGAAGCUUAUUCAGGAAAAGCUUUUGGCAGCCCAGAGUAGACAAAAGAUGUAUGCGGACCGAAAGGUCCGAGAUAUGGUGUUCAUGGUGGGGGAGCAGGUCUUGUUGAAGGUUUCACCCAUGAAGGGUGUCAUGAGAUUUGGGAAGAGGGGUAAGUUGAGUCCCAGGUAUAUCGGCCCGUUUGAGAUCCUUCGUCGUAUUGGCGAGGUUGCAUAUGAGUUGGCCUUGCCACCAGGCCUGUCAGGUGUCCAUCCAGUUUUUCAUGUUUCUAUGUUGAAGAAGUACCAUUCAGACGGGUCUUAUAUUAUUCACUGGGAUUCGGUGUUGCUAGAUGAGAAUCUAUCAUAUGAGGAAGAACCUAUAGCAAUAUUAGAUAGGCAGGUUAGAAAGUUGCGGGCCAAAGAAAUAGCCUCCGUGAAAGUUCAAUGGAAGGAUCGUCCGGUGGAGGAAGCUACUUGGGAGACUGAGGCAGAUAUGCGGAGUAGAUACCCUCAGUUAUUUGGCGGUUCAGUGCAGAGUACGAGAUCGGUACCACUUCUGCACCUCGACAUUGAUCCCGAGGCUAUCUGCGGAGUUUGCUAGGGUGAGCUUAUUGGACGAGUCCGCCACCCCUGGGACUCCUUCUUUACUACUUGUCUUACUUUGAUUCUUAGACAGUAUUUCUAGUUUUGAGACUCAUGUAUU
Lycium barbarum (goji berry) is the source of this 4440-nucleotide messenger RNA. RefSeq lists its product as uncharacterized. NCBI's taxonomy places the organism in Eukaryota, Viridiplantae, Streptophyta, Magnoliopsida, Solanales, Solanaceae. Gene Ontology annotation, biological process: DNA integration. Gene Ontology annotation, molecular function: zinc ion binding; nucleic acid binding. The record is from RefSeq and is a predicted model, not a curated record. The transcript is spliced from 6 exons. The coding region runs from base 1 to 4338 and encodes 1445 amino acids.